Messenger RNA from Budorcas taxicolor (takin), 1068 nucleotides. It is a transcript of the gene KHDC3L, whose product is annotated as KH domain containing 3 like, subcortical maternal complex member. The transcript is spliced from 4 exons. Bases 1 to 1068 code for a protein of 355 amino acids. Gene Ontology annotation, molecular function: RNA binding. Gene Ontology annotation, cellular component: protein-containing complex; apical cortex. The record is from RefSeq and is a predicted model, not a curated record. Lineage: Eukaryota; Metazoa; Chordata; Mammalia; Artiodactyla; Bovidae.
AUGGCUGCUCCUUGGCGGUUUCCGACGCUCGUUCAGCUGGAGCAGCGAGAAGGGACGCUCUUCGAGGUGCUUGGUAACCUCACCAAGCGGCCCUACUGGUUUCAUUCCGAGUACCUGAAGAGCCCGAAGGCAGUUCACCUGGAGGCCUGGCUGGUGGAAGCGAUCUUCGGCCGGGGUGGAGAACACAUCCCGCACGUCGAGUGUGUGUCACAGACCCUGCUUCACGUUCAUCAGUGGGACCCGAACGGCGAGGCUGAAAUCUUGAUAUUUGGCCGGCCUUAUUACCAGCAGGAUGUAUCCAAGAUGAUCAUGAACUUGGCUGACUAUCACCGUCAGCUCCGGGCGCGAAGCUCUGAGAAGGCUCCUGCCCGGGAGGCGGCCACCCAGCACGCAAUCCAGGAGGCGGCGACGCAGUUGUCACCCGAGAAAGUCCAGGAGACCGGGACCCAGCGAUCCCCCAGAGCUGCCCGAGAGGCCGGGACCCAGCGAUCCCCCAGCGCAAUCCAGCAGGCGGCGACGCAGUUGUCACCCGAGAAAGUCCAGGAGACCGGGACCCAGCGAUCCCCCAGAGCUGCCCAAGAGGCCGGGACCCAGCGUUCCCCCAGCGCUGCCCGAGAGGCUGGGACCCAGCGAUCCCCCAGCGCAAUCCAGCAGGCGGCGACCCAGUUGUCACCCGAGAAAGUCCAGGAGACUGGGACCCAGCGGUCCCCCGGCGCAGCCCGCGAGGCGGCCACCCAGCGGUCCCCCGGCGCAGCCCGCGAGGCGGCCACCCAGCGGUCCCCCGGCGCAGCCCGCGAGGCGGCCACCCAGCGGUCCCCCGGCGGAGCCCGCGAGGCGGCCACCCAGCGGUCCCCCGGCGCAGCCCGCGAGGCGGCCACCCAGCGGUCCCCCGGCGCAGCCCGCGAGGCGGCCACCCAGCGGUCCCCCGGCGCAGCCCGCGAGGCGGCCACCCAGCGGUCCCCCGGCGCAGCCCGCGAGGCGGCCACCCAGCGGUCCCCCGGCGCAGCCCGAGAAGCCGGAACCCAGAGCUUCCUCGAAGUUAUGCAGGAUCCAGAUACCAGUUUCUGA